Molecule: messenger RNA, 1956 nt
Organism: Exophiala oligosperma
Lineage: Eukaryota; Fungi; Ascomycota; Eurotiomycetes; Chaetothyriales; Herpotrichiellaceae
Exons: 2
Coding region: 1-1845 (614 amino acids)
Molecular function (GO): monooxygenase activity; FAD binding
Source: RefSeq, a predicted model, not a curated record
AUGACGAAGAUUAUCAUAAUCGGAGGUGGUAUCUCAGGGUUGAGUAGCUACCUUUUCCUACACAAGCAUCUACUUUCUUCACCCUCGCACGCGAAUUACGAUAUACGGAUCUACGACUCUUAUGAUAUCACUGCAUCCAUCAUUUCGGGGUUACACAAUGGUACUUCAGAGCCAACAACAGAUGUCGAGCAAGAUAGUUCCAAAAAAUCUUCGAUCUCUCCUACCACCAUAGGAGGUGCAAUCGGGAUCUCGAAAAACGGGUUGAACGUCCUUUCUCGUCUUGGUGACACCGAGUCAUCAAUACACAAUCCCCUGACGCAAACAAUCAGUCGUGGUCAUCCAAUCCAAUCCUGGGAUAUCAAUACAGCACGAGGGUUCAAACUUGCGAGCAUCAAGACGACUGGCUCUGAUACGAAACAUGAGGAUAAUGACGGGGACAUUACUACUGUGAGUAGUAGUGACACGUCUACCAUGGUCAUGAUAGCACGACAAGUGUUUGUCGAGAUUCUUUACGAUCAAUUCAAGCACGUCGCUCCGACCAUGGACAUUUUACAACACAAAAGGGUCGUCGAUGUCGUUGUUGGAGAUGAAGUAACGCCGAACAUUGUCAAAUUUGAGGACGGCAGUCAAGAAGAGGCAGAUCUCGUCAUAGGAGCCGAUGGGUUGCGGAGCGUUCUGAGAAAGGCCAUUUUUGAGUCCCACAAGCCUGUAAACUGCCAGGAUCAUGAAGGUUCGGGCUGGGCUCGUUCUUGGGUUGAAUGGUUGUCGUCGUUCGGCAAAGUCAAACGACAAGACGAAAACAAGGUCAAAUGUGACUAUGUCACGCCACAUUACGAAGGUCUAGUCGGAGUGGGUGGAUUCGUCCCUUCUUCGAUACUAAAGUCAACCGGACACAAACCCGAAAGUAUGUCGAUUGUUUUUGGACCGAAUGGGUUUUUCGGGUACGGAUAUCUAACAUCCGCUACGAAUAAAUCCGACAAAAAUGCUGCACAUGGCAUUCAAGAAGGCCCCCUGGCAGGAUGGUGGUCGACAUUUUCUUCCAAUGACCCGUAUCCAUUCCACACGACGGCAGAGGAUACACAAGGUCGACACGAUGUCAAUGAUGGCGAUCAAAGCAAUCGAUCCAACCGCAUAUUCGAUCCUACUCUCGCUCUAAAGUCGUUGGUAUCCCGACAGUCGACCUGGAAGAAUAAGUCUGUGGUGGCGAUCGUGAAAUAUAUACAGAAUUCAUACGAAGGACAUUCGAGUCGACUCAAAUCUGGCACUUCAUCUAGUAGAGACGAGUCUGACGGCACGAGGGUCGACACAGAUCCAUCAUCAUCAUCGUCAUCGUCAAACUUUGGUCUGUUACAGACGAGUUUUCCAACCUAUACCACCCCGGAACUUCCACACUGGCACGUCGGUGGUCGGGUCGUGUUGAUCGGUGACGCCGCACACGCUUUACAACCUAGUUCGGGUCAAGGUGCGUCUCAAGCUCUGGAAGAUUCCGAAACUUUGGCUUUGGUGUUGGAACAUUUUAUGUCCUCGUCGUCUUCGUCCACCACUACGACUACAACACAACCAACGAAUACAAAUUCGACCGCUUCUUCGUAUUGUUCCAAGGCGAUCGAAAAAGCUUUGGUAAUGUUCGAAACCGUACGAAAACCAAGAGUUCACGCGAUAUACGAAUACUCGCAAAGAAUGAGUCGGAUGAAAACCGACAUGGGUUUCGUCAUGGAGUGGAUCAUGUAUUUCAUGAUUUGGGUCACGUCGUUCCUCAAUCAGUCUCAGUCGUACAAUGAUGAGCUGUUGGAGUACGACUUGCCGAAAGUUGUGAGGGAGAGUAUCGAGUCAGGCCUGACUUGACGACAAACGUUCGAAGAGGUCGGAUGAGGAGGAAGAGGAGGCGAAGCAUUGACAGGAUUGUAAUUGCUGGAUGAAGUCCACAAGCAGGAUGAGAUGGAGGAGAAAAGUUUC